AUGGGAGGAGAUUCGAAAGAAAAUGGAUGGCCGAGGAGAAAGCUACUACGAGGACCUGGAAAUUGAAGGACCAAUUGAAGAGUCUUUCCUACCUUCUAGGCCAUCAUACACACCUUACUUAUCUACCAGAGACAGAGAAGCUCCCCAGUUCAUUUAUGAACCAGAAGACUUUACUUCAGCUGCAUUUUCCUCCCUUUGGAGUAUGAGAGAAGAAGGUUUGCUAUGUGACGUUAUUAUUAAAGUUGGUUGUCAUACUUAUAGAGCACAUAAAGUUGUCCUUGCUUCUUGCUCUUUAUAUUUUCGUGCCAUGUUUUCAGGUGAUAUGAAGGAAAGUGUAACGGGAGAAGUUACUAUUAAAGAAUUUGACCCAGAUGCUGUUAAAAGCCUAUUGGAUUUCUGCUAUUCAUCAGUUCUCACCAUUAAUCUCAGCAAUGUUCUCCACUUGUUACAAGCUGCCAGUUUAUUUCAAAUGAAUGGUGUCCAAGAAGCUUGCUGCAAUUUUCUCAUUGCCCAACUUCAUCCUUCUAAUUGUCUUGGUUUUUGCAAGUUUGCUGACACUCAUAGCUGUUACCGCCUCUGGAAGAAGUGUAAUGUAUUUGUUCAGCAACGCUUUCCUGAAGUGGCUCUUCAUGAAGAGUUUCUUGAGCUGACACUUGAAGAAUUAAUUAAUAUUACUUCUGAUAGUCACUUAAAUGUUCGAGGGGAAGAACAAAUAUAUGAAGCUGUCAUUACGUGGAUCAAGCAUGACCUUGACAAUCGAAAAGAUCAUGUUGGCAUACUGCUAAAGAAUGUAAGGAUGCCACUAAUGUCUGCUGCUUUUCUAAGCCGAGAAGUACAGAGUGAACCGCUUGUAAUGGAUAGUUUUGAUGGGCGUGGUCUCCUAAUUGAAGCUAUGGACUUUCAUUUACAGAAGAAUUAUAUGAGAGAUACACGGAGUGCGAAAAAUAGAAGUGUGAACACAACUCCUAGGCAGUGUCCUGGUCUGGAGUAUCUCUUUUCGAUUGGAGGAUCUGGGCCACCCGUUUUAGAUGACCCAUACUUAGAUAUUUGUGAGUGUUAUGAUGCCGAGCGUAAUGAAUGGAGACAAGUUGCUUCACUAAAUCAAAGACGGUCUGGAUUACGAGUUGCGACAUGUGGUGGGUAUUUAUACGCCGUUGGUGGUUUUUCAGCUACAGACACUAAAGCAUUAUCUAGCGUUGAUCGUUACGAUCCGAUGACAGACUCCUGGAGAAGUAUGGCACCAAUGAAUCAACCGAGAAGAGGCUUUGCUCUUGCUGUGUUACAUGGUUGUAUGUAUGCCAUUGGUGGUAUAAAUGGAGGUAUUUAUUAUGACAGUGUUGAAAAAUACUGCCCAAAAAAGAAUCAGUGGCGAUUUGUGCAACCAAUGACUGUUGAGAGGAGAGCUGUGUAUGCUGCAGCUUUAGACAAUUAUAUUUAUGCUGCAGGUGGACAUGAUGGAGACUGUCUUCUUGAUACCAUGGAAAGGUAUGAUCCUUCGAGUGAUAUAUGGGUUGUCAUAGCUAACAUGAUGUCACCUUGUUGCCUUGGAGCAUUAGUCUCACUGAAGGGCUGUCUUUAUGCUAUCGGUGGUUAUGACGGCACAACAAUAUUGCAGCAUGUUCAAAAAUUUAAUCCUGAGACAUGUGAGUGGACUUCUGUUGCUUCUCUACCUAUAAAGAGAGGUGGUUUUGGUGCUGCUGUUAUGGAUGGACUAUUAUAUGUGGUUGGAGGCUGUGACAGUCUCACAAAAGUCAAUAGUGUUGAUCGCUAUGAUCCUGAAAAAGACAAAUGGACAUCUGUCGCUAAAAUGAGUAUCAGAAGAAGUGGAAUGGGAGUUGGUGUAGCUCCUGCUUUUUUGUAUUAGUUUUAAUGAGUUUUUUAAUUAGCAUUGAAUUAUUUGUUUUGUAUUAUUCA
Messenger RNA from Amphimedon queenslandica, 1914 nucleotides. Its product is annotated as kelch-like protein 20. Gene Ontology annotation, molecular function: protein binding. Bases 23 to 1864 code for a protein of 613 amino acids. The transcript is spliced from 5 exons. Lineage: Eukaryota; Metazoa; Porifera; Demospongiae; Haplosclerida; Niphatidae. The record is from RefSeq and is a predicted model, not a curated record.